CCUCAAGUUUGCCAUCUGACCACUGGUAGUGGUCAAUCAACUGUUGUCUUGCUUUUGUUAGUUUUAGAUCUUUUCUUCGACUGGCCUCUUCCUCCUCUCUCUUCGCGACUGUGAUUUUUUUACAACUGUGAUCCCCGCAAUCGGAAACUGUGUACUUGUGAUUCUGAGAAACUUUGCAGCUCUAGUGGUAUCCCUUGGUUGACAUCGCAAUGGCAGUAUCUGCAAUUGGAUUUGAAGGUUAUGAAAAGAGGCUCGAAAUUUCCUUUUUUGAGCCUGGCGUCUUUGUUGAUCCUGAAGGAAAGGGUCUGCGAUCACUGUCGAAAGCCCAGUUGGAUGAGAUUCUGGGUCCAGCCGAGUGCACCAUUGUUUCCUCACUGUCAAACAAGCAGGUGGACUCUUAUGUCCUUUCCGAGUCUAGCCUCUUUGUCUAUCCUUACAAGAUCAUCAUCAAAACCUGUGGGACAACAAAAUUGCUUCUUGCAAUCCCACCCAUCUUAAAGUUGGCUGGCAGUCUUUCUCUUGCCAUAAAAUCUGUUAGGUACACUCGCGGGAGCUUUAUCUUCCCUGGUGCUCAGCCAUAUCCUCACCGCAACUUCUCUGAAGAAGUUGCUAUCCUUGAUAGCUAUUUUGGGAAGCUUGGCAGAGGCAGCAAGGCUUAUGUGAUGGGUGGCCUGGAUAAACAGAAAUGGCAUGUGUACUCUGCUUCUGCAGAAUCAGUCAUCUCCAGUGGCGCUAUUUACACUGUGGAGAUGUGCUUGACUGGUUUGGACAGGGAAAUGGCUUCAGUAUUCUACAAAGACGAAUCAGGCUUAGCUGCUGUUAUGACCAUUAAUUCUGGCAUAAGGAAGAUUCUACCAGAUUCUGAGAUAUGUGAUUUUGAGUUUGAUCCCUGUGGUUAUUCAAUGAAUGCAAUUGAAGGGGCUGCAAUUUCUACUAUUCAUGUUACACCAGAAGAUGGGUUUAGUUAUGCAAGCUUUGAAGCUGUGGGCUAUGAUCUGAAAGAUUUGAAUCUGAAACAGUUGGUGGAAAGGGUGUUGGUUUGCUUCAAACCAAGUGACUUCUCUGUUGCAGUGCAUGUUGAUGUUGCGGGUCAGUCACUUGAACAGAACUGUUUGCUGGAUGUGAAAGGAUACUGUUGCGGAGAGAGAGGCAUUGAAGAGCUUGGAAUCGGCGGUUCCGUCAUCUACCAGAAAUUUAACAGUACUGGGGGCUGUGGAUCUCCUAGAUCAACUCUGAAAUGCUGCUGGAAAGAGGACGAAGAGGAAGAGGAGUAGUUUGAACGGAGUUAUUUCCUUUUAAUAGUUUCCGUUGGUUCAUUUAAAUAAAAUAAAUUGCUCCGCAGGCAUUGCCUAAUGAGAGCAUGGGGUAUUAUUAGUACGUUGUCCUUCAAUUCGUGUCAAUGUUACCCAAGUCAAUACUAUGCCUGACAACUUGAACGUGUACUGUCAUCCAUUUGGCAGAGUUUGGGUUUUAAGUUUGUAUUGAACUUGGCUUAUAUUAUUGCUAUCAGAGAUUUGCAUGAAUAUUUGGUUGUGAAA
Molecule: messenger RNA, 1538 nt
Organism: Theobroma umbraticum
Lineage: Eukaryota; Viridiplantae; Streptophyta; Magnoliopsida; Malvales; Malvaceae
Product: Adenosylmethionine decarboxylase family protein
Biological process (GO): spermidine biosynthetic process; spermine biosynthetic process
Cellular component (GO): cytosol
Molecular function (GO): adenosylmethionine decarboxylase activity
Source: RefSeq, a predicted model, not a curated record